UUGAAAGAGACACCAGUGAUCCUCGCUCAAGGAGGGGCAUAAAAACACUUCAGGUGCUUUUUAAUCGGGUUUUAUAAGGAGAUCUCUGCUGGAUCUCCCUCACUGCGCUCCGCCCGGUGCUUGAGGACAGAAGAUGCCCAGGCAGUUCCUCUGCCCAGUGUUCGGCUCGUCACUGUGGUUGGCACUGAUACUCCAGUCUCUCAUUUCCUCCGCUGUUACCUACAGGAGACCAGUGUCCGGAGGGAAGAGACAGAGCUUUCUAGAGAGAACCUUGAUUUUACUGGACGUGAAUACGCGAAGCCCGGUGAAAGUUUUGAAUGACAACUUCCUCUCGCUGCAGUUGGAUCCAUCUAUCAUAAAGGAUGGCUGGCUGGACUUCUUAAGCUCCAAGCGGUUAGUCACUCUGGCACGGGGACUCUCUCCAGCUUAUUUGAGGUUUGGGGGCAAACGGACCGACUUUCUCCAGUUUCAUAACCUGAAGAAUCUUGCAAAGUUUAGAGGGCCCGGACCAGACUAUUACCUCAAAAACUAUGAAGAUGACAUAGUGCGCAGUGACUUCGCUCUGGACAAACAAAAGGGUUGCAAGCUGGCCAGCCACCCAGACAUGAUGCUGGAACUGCAGCGGGAGAAAGCGGCUCAGAUGCAACAGGUCUUGUUGAAAGAACAGGUCUCCAACAUCUACAGCGAUGUCACGUUAACAGCCAGGUCUUUAGACAAACUUUACAACUUUGCCGACUGCGCGGGACUGCACCUGAUCUUUGGGUUGAAUGCCUUGCACAGAAACCCUGACAACUCAUGGAACGCGUCCAGUGCUCUGAGUCUGCUCAAAUACAGCGCCGGCAAAAAAUACAACAUCUCCUGGGAGCUCGGCAAUGAGCCCAACAGUUACCAUGCAAUGGCUGCCCGAUCAGUCAACAGCUCUCGUCUGGCUCAGGAUUACUCUCUUCUGAAGACGUUGCUGCAGUCGGUGCGUUUCUACAGCCGGGCGAACCUCUACGGGCCCAACAUCGGCCGUCCUCGAAAAAAUGCAGUCCUGUUACUAGAUGGGUUUAUGAAAAACGGUGGUUCUGUGGUUGAUGCAGUAACGUGGCAACAUUACUACAUUGACAGGCGGGUGACCAAAGUAGAAGACUUCAUGAAGACAAGACUCCUGGACACCCUGUCUGAGCAGAUUACAAAGGUGUUAAAGAUUGUUCAGACUCAUGCUCCAGAGAAGCGUGUGUGGCUGGGUGGAGUUGGUCCGGCUUGGGCAGGAGGCACCAAUAAUUUAUCUGACACGUUUGCUGCUGGUUUUCUGUGGCUCAACACUCUUGGUAUCGCCGCAGCUCAUGGGAUUGAUGUUGUACUCCGACAUUCUUUUUUUGAUUAUGGAUACAACCACCUCGUCGACCAGCACUUCAACCCUUUACCUGAUUACUGGUUAUCUCUGCUCUUUAAACGUCUGGUGGGCCCGAGGGUGCUUGCGGUGCACGUUGCAGGUCUCCAGAGGAAACCACGCCCUGGACGGGUGAUCCGGGACAAACUCCGCAUCUAUGCGCACUGCACCAGCUUUCACAAUCACGAUUAUGUCAGAGGGUCCAUAACCAUCUACAUCAUCAACCUGCAUCGGUCACGGAAAAAAAUCAAGCUGGCCGGGACAUUACGAAAUAAAACUGUUCACCAAUACCUGUUACAGCCCUUCGGCACAGAUGGACUUCACUCCAUGUCUGUGCAGCUGAACGGAGAGCCCUUGCGUAUGGUGGACAAUGAGACGUUCCCUGAGCUGAAGCCACGGACACUCAGGGCAGGAAGAACGAUAGCCAUGCCACCUGUAUCCAUCGGCUUCUACGUGAUCAAGAAUAUUAACGCCUACGCCUGCCGAAGAUAACACACACUGACCAACCUCAGACCAUCCUCGUGGCCUUCUCCUCUUUUUAUAAGCCCACAGAGACGUGGAAGAGACUCCUUGGUUCAAGCAAGGGUUGCACUGAAUGCUUCCAACAACAUUUCUCCUCUUUUUUUUUAACCACAAAAAAAGCUUGACUUGUGGAAAGUGAAUGUAUUUUGGUUGCCCUUUUGUGUUUUUUUGUCACUUUCGGUUGCAGGAGUGUAAUGAAGUGCUUCACGGAGAGCUUUGUAAUCCGAUGUUGAAGACCAGCGUAAGCUAUGAACCCAGUGCCAAUGUGCGGUUCAGAUGCGGUAUGACGAUUAUGAAGUAGAUCGAUCAGAAUCGGACCGGUUUCACAUUUUCUGCGGUCAUUUUGUGGGAAAAUCUGUGCAAUGGGUUUGAACAUGGUAAAAUGUGUUAAACAGAUAUGACAGCACUACAUUCUCAUUGGUAGCUAGGAACAUUAUCAGAUCAGCCAAAAUAUUUGAAUGAUGAAAAUGCACAGGACGCAAGCGACAGCCGUUUCAAUUCUCCGGAGUUCUGUGGGUGCGGAUUCUGUGUGGGCCUGUCUGUCAGCUUAAUGUGAUUUAGCCGAGUAGGACGUGUUCCUGGAUCAACAUCCUUGUUGGUUCUUAAACAACAUUCCAGCUUGACAGCCAAUCAGAUUUUAGGGUUAGAUUUAGGGGGCUUGAAAAUUGUUCUUUCAACCAAUCAUUUUAAAGGUAGGUCAUGCUUAGGGUUGCAAGUCUUAGAACUAUGCUUGCUGUGUCAGGACAGAGAAAGGAGGUUUAUCCUGCUAAAUCUCAUCGUGCAAAUAACAGUUUGAUCUGAAUUACAUCUCUUUUGUGUACUUUUUUGGAUUCUGAGUUCUAAAGCACACGGCCAAAUCUUGACCCGUAAACUUUCUUUUUCAUCGCAGGACAGUAAAUAUAACCUCCUAUUUAAAGCCAUCUUUAUAACUUUUAACACUGACCCAUGGCCUAAAAAACAGCUUGCAGUCUUUGGUUCUCUGACCCAUUUUUAUUUUUUUAUUUUUUUUAGUUGCUGCUUUAUCAUGUCAAACUGUACAAUGAUGAAGGUACUACAGAAAGAUAUAUAGAUAUUUACUAAAACAUCCUUAUAUUUUAUUGCUAAAUUAGAAAGGAUUAACAUAACACACAAUCUUUAUGCAAUCUUUAUCGAUUCUCUGAGAAAUACUGCCUUAUAUUUAUGAUGUUUACAUGUUUGAUUUCCAAUUGCUCAGACUCCUUUGAAGCUGUAAGGAAAGAGCAGGGAGUUUUUGAAGGCAUCGUUUUGCUUUAUGAAGAACUGUGUAUCAUAAAGUUGUUGCAGAGCUCAGGAAAUUAGCUUGUCCAUUAGCGUCAUGUUCAAAGCAUUUUUUUUUUUUUUUUGCUAUAACAUUGUGAACCUGAGCUUAGUUUUCCAGAUUUCUUCUGCUAUAUUAUUAAUACUGGGGCCCUGGAAGGUGACAAUUAAGUCACACUUAAAAUGUUAUUACUUUUACACAUUGUAUCAGUUCAAGUGGUAGUUAUUUUUCAAGCAAUAUAUUUCACAAAAUGAAAUUUGUCAAGUGAUGUAAAAAAAAUGGCAAAGACAUAUUCUGUAUCAUACAUUCUGAAAAAUUCCCAUUUGGCUUGAUAUUUUGUCUUUUUUUAAUAUUUGUUUUUGAAAACAUUUUAAUUGUCACCAAAUUUUGCAUAUACUUUUAGGGCCACUAUAAAUCCCAUGUACAGCGAUUCAUUUUUGCUGCUAGCUGCCUUAAUUAAAAUUAAGCAUAUGUUUUUGUACAGGUACAAACUUUUUUAUAUUAAUAAAUGUACAUACAAUUGGUUUUCGAUUUAAACUGUGUGCUUCCUUGCUCUAUAAAUAUUAUUUAUAUAAAUGUAUAUGUUUGGUUAUGAGUGUGUGUGUAUAUAUAAACAGUUGACUUUCGUCCACAUUGGCAGAUAAUUAUAUUGUACUUUUUGUAAAACAAACAGCAGAGACUGAUUUAAAUGUUUAGCAAUGAAACUGCCCUUUGAAUUUCAAAUGUAUUUCAUUGCUCACAGUAUGCACAUUUGUGUAUCACAAUGUUUUACAUUGUAUAUUCUUUGGUCACUCAGUCACAAUGCAAAAAAUAAAAA
Messenger RNA from Carassius carassius (crucian carp), 3990 nucleotides. RefSeq names its product heparanase 2 (gene hpse2). Lineage: Eukaryota; Metazoa; Chordata; Actinopteri; Cypriniformes; Cyprinidae. The record is from RefSeq and is a predicted model, not a curated record. Gene Ontology annotation, cellular component: membrane; extracellular matrix. Gene Ontology annotation, molecular function: hydrolase activity, acting on glycosyl bonds. The coding region runs from base 134 to 1867 and encodes 577 amino acids. The transcript has 12 exons.